This is a messenger RNA of Nothoprocta perdicaria, 3523 nucleotides long. RefSeq names its product thrombospondin type 1 domain containing 1 (gene THSD1). The record is from RefSeq and is a predicted model, not a curated record. NCBI's taxonomy places the organism in Eukaryota, Metazoa, Chordata, Aves, Tinamiformes, Tinamidae. Bases 80 to 2641 code for a protein of 853 amino acids. The transcript has 4 exons. Gene Ontology annotation, cellular component: cell periphery.
GUGUUCUUGAGAAGUGCCUGCCCUUUGAAGCUCAGGAAGGACAUGAGGAGUAAAAGGCCCUGGGAUCUCAGUGGUCAGAAUGAAACAGAUGUUGAAAGAUUUUUCAAAUCUAUUGUUAGUAGUGCUCUGUGACUAUGUUCUCGGUGAAGUGGAAUACCUCCUCUUGGAGCGUCCAGAUCAUGUAGCCUUCAGCAAUGACACGGUCUCUGUGGAGUAUCGGUACUAUGAUGGUGGUAAUGUGACAGCAGAGAAUAUAUCCAUCCUAUUGCUCGAUGCCAGUAGCAACCAGAUCAUUGCAAGAAAAGAACUUCCAGCAAAUCAGUCACAUGGGAUGGUAGAGUUUGAGUGUUUCUACUUCAAGAGCGCUGGGGACUUUUGGUUCAGAAUGGUCUCUCCAAAUGAUAAUAGUGGUGACGUACCCUGGAAUGAAAGAAGAAUGUCCACCCUCCAUGUGCAGUGGCCUGUAUUUCACAUUGAUUUGAAUAAGACCUCAGAGGUGCUUGGAAGCUCCCUUCAGGUUGGACUUUUCACAAAUGAACAGUUGUGUGCCCUGAAUGAAAUGGUAGUUUCACUGGAUGUGAUUUUCAGCAGCACUCUUUAUGAACUAGGAAAAUUAAGCUCUGAUGAGACACUGGGCAUUAGAACUAGAAAAGGAAUUUUGCUGUCUAGAUCCCAGUGGGUAGAGUUUGAUUGUCCACCUGUUGGUCAAGAAAUGUAUAUCACUGUGUUGCUGAGAUCACUAGAAACACAUUCAGUCAUUGCCUCCAUGGGACCCAUAGACCUCCUGCACAAAUUUGGAUACAAACUUGUGGUGGCACCAGAAGCAACAUGCAAAACUUUGGUUCAGGUCUUUGUGGUCUCCCCACCAUGCACUUCUACCAGUGGAAAGAUUGCUGUCUAUAAAGAGGCUCUCAAGCAUCCUAGCCAAAGAACAACUUGGCUGUAUGAAAACACUAUUCACCCAGGAGACAACAGGACAGAAUUUAACUGCACUUUGUUUGAUGUGGGGAAGAACAAAUACUGCUUUGACCUCUUUAGUUUCUCAAACCGAAGCCAUUUCUCAACCAGAGUUAAGGAGUGUAUGAUGAUCCAAAGGAAUAUGGAGCCGUGGAGCCCGUGGCAGCCGUGGAGCGCGUGCAGCGUGACCUGCGGCGACGGCGUCCGCGAGCGCUUCCGAGAGUGCCCCGCGUCGCCGGCGGGCGGAGCGCGCUGCGCCGGGCCGCCGACGGAGACGUCCCCGUGCUCGCUCGAGCGCUGCUCCCCUAUCAAGGCUCCCACCCCACCUUCUGUCGAGCCAGGAGAGGACCAGAAAGCCAACAAUAUAGUCACCAUCACGGGUAUCUCCCUGUGCUUGUUCAUCAUCUUUGCCACGGUUCUCAUCACGCUGUGGAGGAAGCUCUGCAGAGCUCCCAAGUGCAGCGCGGCCGCGCGCCGAAGCUCCGUCCAUUCCCCCGGCGGCCGGAAGAACUCGGACGAGGAGAACAUCUGCCAAGGCAACCAGCAGCGGGACAGCUUCACCGAAGGGGCCGAUGCCCCUGUGAGCAUCCCUCUGACCUACAGGCGAAGCCUCCAGCUUGCCCAGGAAGACGAUGCCUCCGGAAGUGAGAAUUUUCAGGUGAAUGCCCAAAAAAUUAUCCCUCCCAUUUUCAGCUAUCGCCUCGCACAGCAGCAGCUGAAAGAGAUGAAGAAGAAAGGCCUGACGGAGACCACCAAGGUGUACCACGUCUCCCAGAAUCCCCUCACAGACACGGUCCUUGGUGCCACCACGAUGCUUCCCUUGAGCACAGAAAACCAAGAGGAGGCAGCAGCAAACAAAUUCAGGAUCAAAUCUCCAUUUCUGGACCCAGCAGCCGGUCAGCCCAAAUUCCCAGGGGAAAGCUCUAACCCAAGGCUGGAUUUUCCAUUCUCACAGGCCAAUCCUGCCAUGAGCCCUACCCAGACCUUGAUAAGAAGAGCUCAUUUCAAGCACCAGGAUAACAGAGGGGAGUCAUCAGAGAGGGGCUGUCACAGAAACCCACAUUUUAGAAGAACGGCCAGUUUCCACGAGACUAAAAAGGCCAGGCCUUUCAGGGAGAGAAGCAUGUCCACCCUCACGCCUCGACAGACUCCUCUCUAUAGCUCCCGGACCAGAACGUGGGACCAGGCUUUGGAAGACAGGAUGAGGCCCAAGCUGAGAAACGCGAAUCCAGCUGGUGAAAAGCCGGAUCAGUCCCAUUGCCCCGCGCUGCCGUGCGAGCCGCAGGGCCACGGCACCAGGUGCCAUCAGAAGACGUGUCCCUCGGGGAAGAGGCUGGAUGUGGCCGCCGAGCGCCAGCCUGGCGGUCAGGAGAGAGCAGCAGAUAAAGCCGAGCCCAGCCGAAAUAAGAGGGGCCCUUCCCCUAACCCCCGAGGCGCGUGGCGCAGGGAGCCGGUGCCUCCAACUUCCAGGGACACCCACCAGAGAGGCCGAGCCGCCAGCCCCGUGCUGCUCCGAAAGGACAAGUGCCAGAGCUUCCCGCUGGACUCUGACUUUGCCUUUUAUGAUAACACUACUUUCGGCCUAAGCGAGGCAGAGCAGCGAAUGAUCGACCUCCCCGGGUAUUUUGGCUCCAAUGAGGAGGAUGAAGCGAGUACUCUGAGUGUUGAGAAGCUGGUGAUCUGAGCGCCCCGGCGUAGCCCUGCGGGAGCGCGCAAGAGCGUUCGCCAGAUCUCAUGGCUGCUGCUGGAAGGAGCAGAGGGAUCACGUUCCCUCCAUUGGGAAGAGGAGGGAGUUCCCAAAGUCUGUGUGCGGACACGUUCCUUUCUAAUUACUGUCAAGUGCUUCCAUGUAAUUAUGUUGUGUAUGUGUGUGUGUGAAGUACAUGCAUAAUACCCUGGGAAAGCACGUGGUGAUGAAGGCUUCACACAGGAAUGAUCUAGUAGGCUUUGUGUUACAUUCCAUUCGUCAUCCACCGUGGAUCCUAUCGACCUCCCCUCGUUCACUUGUGGACCUUGUGCUGGUGGAUUAUGAUGUCCAGACACAUCCGCUCUCCAGGAUCCUCGAGCAACGUUGCUAGCUAGAGAAUUAUCUCCCAUUUAGAAAGCACAAAGUUGUAGGCAGUUUUCAUCGUUUCUUUUGUAGAGAUUCUGGAGUGUCGCUGAUGGGUUGUAAUUGCUCAAGUAAGUCCUGUGGGGCUGUGUCUUCCAGCUGCUUGGAUGAAGUUGCAGACAUUUGAUCCUCAAUGCCUGGUAUGCAUUGAGGGGGUAUUUCUCAUCAUUCAGGGGCUUUGAUAUUCUAUUUCUGCCAAUAUUUAUAUAAAGAAAACACAAUCAUGUACAAAUAUCUGCAGGAAAUUAAUAGAAAAAGGUAUGUUCCUGGGAGGGCCAAAGAGAAUUGAUUAAGAGAUUUUAACCUUUACAGAAAUAUUAUCGGAGCAUUUAAGCCCCUGUGAAAGAGACCUGUUUAAUCUCCCAUCCUUUCUGUAAUCAUCUUUACCUUUGUUAAACGUUUCCUUUUUGUGCGUGUAAAAAAGUUGACAGUGAUACUACUGUAGCGAGCUCAAAA